CACAGAAUUUUCCAAAAAUAAAAACAGAAGGGAUAAAUACAAGGAAAGGGUUGAGAUAAAAGAGCGAGAGGAAAGGCUGGGUCAUAUUUCCGGCGAUAAAUUAAGGGGAAAGAGAUGGCUUCUCUGGAUGUUGCCGACGGUGUGUCAGAUUCCGGGGCUUUUCAGGCUGCUGGCGAUCCAAAUGCCGAUGUUCGGGGUAGCUUUCCUGUGGACCCCGUGGCUUCUGAGAUCUCCAUUUCAACAGAUAUAAAGGAUGCUGAAAAAGAAACGGCUAAGAACGAAGAGGAGGCAGGCCAGACCCUCAAAUCGGUGUUCAUAUUUUCAGGUGUUGUGGUCGCUUUGAUUGGAGCUAUCUUCGCCGUAUCAAAGAAGUUAAGAGAGACAUGAAACAAAUUUGGCAGCCUUUCUGAAGGUUUUGUGUUUUGCUUGUUCUUUUAGAUACAUCUCUAUAUUACAUGUUAUAUGUGGUUUAGGAUUUUGUGGAGGGAAUUGAAGAGGGGAGGGCCUUUGUAACCAGAAGAGCCAACUUUUGAAUUUUGCUGAAUUUCUGGACUUUUGACUGUGGUAUAAUAAUAAUCUAUAUAUUUAUCACUGUUGUUGGAC
Messenger RNA from Amborella trichopoda, 603 nucleotides. The record is from RefSeq and is a predicted model, not a curated record. NCBI's taxonomy places the organism in Eukaryota, Viridiplantae, Streptophyta, Magnoliopsida, Amborellales, Amborellaceae.